AUGAACUUGGCAUAUGUUCUUGGCCAGAGAGUUGAGGAUGAAGAAGAAGAGGCAGAAGCACCAUUACCUGAGGACACAUCUAUGGAUCAUAUCUUUUCAGAGCUGGAAUCAGAUGAUGAUGAUGAUCCUAAGUAUCAACUAUCUCAGGUUGAUGAUCGGCUUAAGUCUUUAGAAGAGAAGCUUGUUGAGUUAAAGGUAUCACAGGACAAUCUGGUUGAAAGUCAUAAAUCUUCCAUGAAAUAUAUGCGUAAAGAUAUGCUUUCAAAGGCUACAACGGAAAACAAUAACUGUUCAGUUGGUUCACUUCUAGAAGCACAAAAUGCUGAAGGACAAACUACCCUGCAUCUGACUUGCAGGCGGGGUUGGGCAGAACUCGUUGAAACUAUUUUAGAGUACAAAGAGGCUGAUGUGGAUGUCUUAGAUAAAGACGGAGACCCUCCAAUUGUGUUUGCUUUAGCUACUGGAUCCCCAGAAUGUGUCCGUGCUAUUAUCAGAAUAUCUACUAAUGAUACUUCUACACUGAAGGACGGCUUUGGUCCAUCUAUUACUCAUGUUUGUGCUUUCCAUGGCCAACCAGAUUGCAUGCGUGUCAGUGUUGGCCAUGGACAUGGGUAUGAGUUACAGUGUCUUUUAAAAGCAGAUUCGGUAACAUAUCCAUAA
Molecule: messenger RNA, 660 nt
Organism: Magnolia sinica
Lineage: Eukaryota; Viridiplantae; Streptophyta; Magnoliopsida; Magnoliales; Magnoliaceae
Product: E3 ubiquitin-protein ligase KEG-like
Exons: 3
Coding region: 1-660 (219 amino acids)
Biological process (GO): protein ubiquitination; defense response; abscisic acid-activated signaling pathway
Molecular function (GO): ubiquitin-protein transferase activity; protein binding
Source: RefSeq, a predicted model, not a curated record